UGACCCAGUUCGCCGACGCUGCUGAAGAUGUUCGAGACCACGCUGACUUUACCGCGCACCAGCGUGCUAACCGAACCGCUGGGCAGCGUACCCUCCACAUCGACGGCUGCCGUACAGACCACCAAACGGCGUCGUCGUCGCCGUAACAAGCGUCGCCGCAAAUCGUCCAUGUCGAGCAGUGAGGCGCCCUCAUCUAGAACUUAUGAUCCAGUGAUGACGGCAACCAGCAUACGUGGCGGCAGUUCAGGUCCAGGUACAGCACGUCGUGGUCGACAUAGGGGAGUUAGUUCCGCAUCAGCGGCAGCGGCGGCAGCAGCAGCAGCGGCAGCAGCAGGAGCAUCGUCAUCGGCCAUGAGCGGUGGCAGCAGCCCGGCGUUAUAUGUGGAUCCGCACGAUUACUUCGAGACACUCGACUAGAUUAAGAUUAUCAGCAAUUUGCAAUCUGUAAUCUGUAGUAGGUUAAUUCUGUUGUUACUUCAAAUUUUUUACAUGCGCGCUCCCCAAUGCGUCUAUUUAAUGCCCUUCUUUUAAUGGUUUAACAAAUUAAUUAUGCUAACCUAAUACUACGGUAUUGAUGCGAAAUUGUUCAGCAAUUAUGUUUUUUGGCCUUUGAUUUAGCGAGAUUUUAAUAAUGUUUUAAAGCAUAUUUUUAUAUAAUUAGCCUUUCGGAUGUAAGCAUAAAGAAGUGUGUGUAAUAUUAUCUUAUGUAUAAUUAAACAAUUAUUAGAAGCCGUGCUGCGCCACGCCUCCAUCCCCACAUUUUUUAACUAUAUGGCAUACAAUAUUGUGUAUUGUUUUUGUUUCAAUUCGAUGCCAGAUGAUGGAAACGAGAGAUCACCAAAAUAGAUUUAAAUGCAAUACCAACGCAAAAUCUUUAGCAUAUUUAAAAAUGUUCGUUCAUUUAACUUUAAACUAGUGUUACAAGAAUUUUGCAACAAUUUAAUCGCUUGAAUCAAAUGCUAAUACUGAAAUAUAGCUAAUCAUCAUUUCAGUCCCAAAAUUGUGAACAAUUGAAAUAAAUGGAAAAACAUUCAAGUAGUUAUUAUGUGAACAAAUCAUGAUUCAAUGCCCAAUUAAUAUUGGAUGCAAAAUUAUACAUUUCGAUGGAUUUUUUCAUAACGAGCAAAUUUUAAGUGUAAUAUUUCGCUGUAGUAGCAUAUAAAAUUAAUCAAUAAGUAUAUACA
Drosophila innubila is the source of this 1184-nucleotide messenger RNA. RefSeq names its product transcription factor Sp8-like. The record is from RefSeq and is a predicted model, not a curated record. The transcript has a single exon. Bases 28 to 417 code for a protein of 129 amino acids. NCBI's taxonomy places the organism in Eukaryota, Metazoa, Arthropoda, Insecta, Diptera, Drosophilidae.